Molecule: messenger RNA, 372 nt
Organism: Sordaria macrospora k-hell
Lineage: Eukaryota; Fungi; Ascomycota; Sordariomycetes; Sordariales; Sordariaceae
Source: RefSeq, a predicted model, not a curated record
AUGGCAUACCGACUUCGUCCUCGUUUAUGGCCUUCUCCUUCAAAGGGGUAUUUUGCUGGCGACGAACACGCGGACAAUGAUACGGAUUCCGACCAAAAGGAAGACCAGAGCAUGAGCGACGGCAUUCCACCAUCUUCUAAGAACACCCCGCCUAAUACAAAUAACAGUGAGCUUUACUAUCCUGAAGACGACGAAGACGACGAAGGCGAGGGGGACGAGGAUGAAGAUCAAAAAGACGAGCAGGAUGAAGACGAAGAGGAGGCGCACAUGGAGGAUACAAAUCCAAAUGCGUACGCGGACUCUGACGACCAUGGCGACUCUAACAACUCUAACGGCUCUUUGUUACGAUCCAAUAAGGGAUCACUUAUGUAA